GGAACUAGUAGGUAUAUAAUAUAACUAUUUUUAGGAGAUACAUAAACAAUGGAAUGCUCUAGAAGAUCAUCAUCAAGAGAUGUUUCUCUUAAGGAACUUAGCAGAAGGCUGGCUGAGUUUGCUGAAGACAGAGGCUGGGCUCAGUAUCACAGCCCCAGAAAUCUUCUUUUAGCUCUUGUUGGGGAAGUGGGGGAGCUAUCUGAAAUAUUCCAAUGGAAGGGAGAGGUUGAAAAAGGACUACCAAAUUGGAGUUCAGAAGAAAAGGAACACUUAGAAGAAGAAGUCUCAGAUGUGUUGUUGUAUUUGGUGCAGCUUGCUGAUGUUUGUGGCUUGGAUCUUGGUCAAGCAGCUCUCUCUAAAAUUCUCAAGAAUGCCAAGAAAUAUCCACUAAAUAAUAAUUAAUACAAAAACCAAUGCAAACUUCAUGCCACUUAAACUAUAUAUUAUGGAAAAGCUUUUAAGUAUAUCGGUAAUAUUUCAAUAAAUUUUAACGUGGAUCUUAAAUAUAUAUAUUAUAUAUAUUUUUUAUAAUUAAAAAUGAGUGAAACACUAGUGUACGGAUACACUUAAAUUUUUUUUAUAUUAUGUACUACACUACUAGCUAGUGUGUUGUUA
Molecule: messenger RNA, 615 nt
Organism: Arachis duranensis
Lineage: Eukaryota; Viridiplantae; Streptophyta; Magnoliopsida; Fabales; Fabaceae
Exons: 2
Coding region: 49-402 (117 amino acids)
Biological process (GO): nucleoside triphosphate catabolic process
Molecular function (GO): nucleoside triphosphate diphosphatase activity
Source: RefSeq, a predicted model, not a curated record